UAUAUUUAGAGGUUAUGUCACUAUGACGUGAAAUAUGCCUGAGUUCUCCCAAUAUAGGCCGACCUUGGGAGGCUCUAUAUUUGGGCAAGAACGAAGGCAUAUUUCACGUCAUAGUGACAUAACUGAUGUAUUAAAUGCCUUUGUUCCCAUGGUUACUUUGUAUCAAUGACGUGACGUCAUGAUAUUAUCAUGGUUAUUAAAGAAAUCUAAUAUCAAAACGAGGUAAGCGGGCUAUAUCGGGGUAAUCGGGCAAUAUCGGUGGAUAUAGCUCGCUAACUUUCCCAUUGACUUCCAUACAAAUGCUUCGCUAGGUAUGUAAUACUCAAUGAUAUUGACAUAACAGCGAAGAAUAGUUUAAAUUCCAGGGAACUUCGGGUUACAUGACGUGCUACUUUCCCUUAAAUGGAUAAAUACAAAUAUUGGGUCAUUUGGAGGAGAUAAGGAUUCAGUGACUUUAUUCGGAGAAAGUGCUGGUGCAGCUACCAUCGGAUAUAUGUUAAUGGCUGACGAGGCAGAUCCACUAUUCAAAAGGGCGAUACUACAAAGUGCGAGCCCUGAUUCCAGAUGGUCAUUUAUGACUGAGGAGCAGGCCAAAGAACGCUCUCAACUGUUUGCAAACGCUAUGACUUGUCAGGACAAUGCCGACCUUAUAGAAUGUUUGCGGACUAAAGAUGCAAACGAAAUUUAUGCGAAGGACUAUGUAACAGGCAACUUCUUUGAAUUUCCUUGGGUACCAAAUAAAGAUGGCGAACUUGUAGAAGACAAUCCACGUAAUCUCAUAAAAGAAGGGAAAUUCCAGAAAAAGGACAUUAUUGCCGGGGUUAACACAGACGAGGGGUCAUUUUGGAUCCUUUAUGCGCUUCCAGGGUUUUCCAAGGAUAACUCAAGUGAACAAAGUGAACAAAUGUACCGCGACGCCAUUAAGACAUUAGAUUGGGAUCUCCCUUCUGGUACCAAGGACCUAAUCACAACUGAAUACCUUCCAGCUGACACUUCUGAUAAAAAUGCAAACAGGGAUGCUAUUGAAGAUGAAACCGGAGACAGAGCAUUCAUCUGUCCAACCAUAAACCUGGCACAGGAUUUCUCCGCUUCUAACUCAGGGAAUACUGUUUACAUGUAUUAUUUGUCACAUCGCGCCUCAAAUGAGGUGUGGCCAGAGUGGAUGGGGACCAUACAUGGCGCCGAUAUUCAGGUACUUAAAUUCCCUUUGGUAGAAUAAAAGCCUAGUCUAUAUCUGUAAUUCAAGUACCCUAUAUUUUAUAACAACUGGCUAUAACAUUAUAUUUUAUUUACUUUACUCGUAACAGAUAUAAAAUAGGUUAAAGCAAAUACAAUACAGUUCGCAAUAACGACAACUUUAAAUGUGACCAAAAUAUGAACAAUUCUUACUUUUAGUGGAUAUUUGGUCUACCAUUAGACAAGUCACGAGGGUACACUAAAGGGGAAGAGGUGCUAUCUAAAGAUAUAAUGACGUACUGGAGCAACUUCGCCAAAACAGGG
This is a messenger RNA of Owenia fusiformis, 1500 nucleotides long. The record is from the annotation of a GenBank genome assembly. NCBI's taxonomy places the organism in Eukaryota, Metazoa, Annelida, Polychaeta, Sabellida, Oweniidae.